AGUAAAACACACAACACAAGACAAGAAAAACAACAACAUUGGAGUUUCCUCAACCAAAAUUGUUUCGGAACAACCUAAGAUCAUUUCAUUGUUUUUAAUCUCUCUCACAUCACAUGUUCUUAUUGCUUAUGCCUCUCUGUAUUUCUUUUUCUUCAUUCUCCUAUACUAUAUAAUAAUAAUAUUACUAAACUAUAGUAUAUAACAAUUUGUAACACCACUUUGAUUUGUAAAUGGCAAAUGCAUCUGGGUUAUUCUCUACUCCUUAUACUCCUAACUUCAGAGUAACCCUUCCUUCUCUCUCUACCACUCAUCGAUUUCAAGCUUUCAAAGUUUUUUGCUCUGGAACCAUCGAAGGUGCUGCUGCUUCCACUCUCCCCCCUUCAAAAUCUCCAAAACCCAGAUUUUUAAUUCAAGGGUGCAAGUUGGUUGGAUGUGGUUCUGCUUUGCCAUCUCUUCAGAUUACUAAUGAAGAUCUUUCCAAAGUUGUUGAUACUAGUGAUGAAUGGAUAUAUGCUCGCACAGGGAUUCGGAAGCGGCGUGUUCUUUCAGGUGAAGAGAGCUUGACAACCAUAGCAGGGGAGGCGGCUAAGAAAGCUCUCGAGAUGGCAAAGGUUCAUCCUGAUGAUAUUGACCUUAUAUUAAUGUGCACUUCGACACCGGAUGAUCUUUUUGGUAGCGCUCCACAGAUUCAACAACAACUUGGCUGCACAAAAAAUCCAUGGUGUUAUGAUAUUACGGCUGCUUGUAGUGGAUUUGUGUCAGGUUUACUAUCAGCGGCAUGUCACAUUAGGGGGGGUGGAUUUCAAAAUGUUCUAGUUAUUGGAGCUGAUGCGCUUUCACGAUAUGUUGAUUGGACAGAUAGAGGGACCUGUAUUCUUUUUGGUGAUGCUGCUGGUGCUGUAGUAGUACAGGCCUGCAAUAUUGAGGAAGAUGGUUUAUUUGGUUUUGAUGUGCAUAGUGAUGGUAGUGGUGUAAGGCAUUUGAAUGCUGGCAUUAAAGUUGACGAGUCAAAUAAUGCAUUUGAUUCAAAUGGUUCAUUGCGGGGUUUUCCUCCCAAGAAAUCCUCAUAUUCGUGCAUUCAAAUGAAAGGAAAAGAAGUCUUUCGCUUUGCUGUACGAUGUGUGCCACAGACGAUCGAAUCUGCCCUUGAAAAGGCUGGUCUUCCUGUAUCUAGUAUUGAUUGGUUACUUCUACAUCAGGCAAACCAAAGGAUUAUUGAUGCAGCUGCGACUCGGUUAGAAAUCCCCUCAGAAAAGGUGAUAUCUAAUUUGGCUGAUUAUGGUAACACAAGUGCAGCUUCCAUUCCCUUAGCGUUAGAUGAAGCAGUUAGAAGUGGCAUGGUUAAGCCAGGACAAACUAUUGCAGCUGCUGGCUUUGGUGCUGGUCUUACUUGGGGUUCGGCAAUUGUUCGUUGGGGCUGAGUCGCAUCUUUCACAUCAACAUUGCAUUUUCAAAUUGAGAAGAUUUUCAAGUGCAAGUGCAGCUUUAUAGGUAACCUGAUUUCUUAAGCAUACAUGUAGAAAUGGAGUUUGAUGAGUUUGCACAAGGAUAAUAGCCGGAGCAUCGAGCACUUCCACAUCUCAUUACCUUUUUUUAUCUUCAAUUCAUAUUGUUCUUGGUCUUGGUCUUGGUCUUGUUUUGUCAAGUACCAAUUUUCUUUUUUCUGAGGUAUGUAUUUGUUAUUCAGAUUUAUUUUAAAAGAGGCUUACUAUUUACUUUGUAAUUGUAAAAAACAAUGCAGCAUGGACAGUAGUUGCUUGAUUGUACUCUAGACAUCCUUUUCAACAGUCAAGUACACCAACCAACUACCUAAUUGUAGACAUUUGUUUUACUAUCUAUUAAAUGCACCGCAUAGGAGUUUCAAUA
Medicago truncatula (barrel medic) is the source of this 1866-nucleotide messenger RNA. Its product is annotated as 3-oxoacyl-[acyl-carrier-protein] synthase 3 A, chloroplastic. The transcript is spliced from 8 exons. The coding region runs from base 231 to 1421 and encodes 396 amino acids. NCBI's taxonomy places the organism in Eukaryota, Viridiplantae, Streptophyta, Magnoliopsida, Fabales, Fabaceae. Gene Ontology annotation, molecular function: 3-oxoacyl-[acyl-carrier-protein] synthase activity. Gene Ontology annotation, biological process: fatty acid biosynthetic process. Gene Ontology annotation, cellular component: chloroplast. The record is from RefSeq and is a predicted model, not a curated record.